AUGCGUUCUUACCUCGUCAUCGCAGCUCUCGCCAUCAUCUCCCCCUUCGUGGCCGCCGCUCCAAUCGAGGUCGUCGCUGGCGUCGGCCUCGACCUUUCGGCCAACACCAUCCCUCUUGUUCCCCGCAACAUCGCCUCGCCGCCUCCCGCCAAGGCUUGGACUCGCCGCCUCUACGGUCUCCUCAACCUCAGCAAUCUCGACUGGGAUGGCCUUACUGCCGAGCUGAACCGCAUCCUUACCGAAACCACCGACCUCACCACUGACCAGGCCGCCACCGUCCUCAACGCUCUGGUGGCCAUCCUCAAGGGCGAGAACCUCAACGAGGCCACCGCGAAGCUUCUCUCUAUCCCCGGCCAUGUACUUGCUCGCCUUCCCAAUCUUCUUGGCCCUGCGCUCAAGUCUGCCACGAUGGGUCUUCCAGGUGUCAACAACCUCAUUUUGAUCGCUCUCGAUAUAAUUGCCCAGCUUGGCCGCGACACCAAUCUCGCGAAACGCCAGCUGCUCAACGUUGGCUUGAACGAGCUCCUCCCUAUCACGGGCCUCGCGCUUCCCAGCCAGGUCCUCGAGCUGGUUCUUCGCAUCGUCGGCUCGCUUCUCGCUGGGCGUACUGUCGACCCCGAGGAUGCUCAGGCCUUCAACGACCUCGACUCGUCUGUGCUGGACAAGAUUCUUGACGCUCUUCCCUCCACGCUCAGCAACGCCCUCGGAACGAGCGUUCUGGGCGGCUCUUACGGCCCCAUUCACGGCUGA
Molecule: messenger RNA, 750 nt
Organism: Cutaneotrichosporon oleaginosum
Lineage: Eukaryota; Fungi; Basidiomycota; Tremellomycetes; Trichosporonales; Trichosporonaceae
Source: RefSeq, a predicted model, not a curated record